This is a messenger RNA of Dendronephthya gigantea, 1109 nucleotides long. RefSeq names its product microtubule-associated protein RP/EB family member 1-like. The record is from RefSeq and is a predicted model, not a curated record. Gene Ontology annotation, biological process: protein localization to microtubule plus-end; spindle assembly; regulation of microtubule polymerization or depolymerization. Gene Ontology annotation, cellular component: spindle midzone; cytoplasmic microtubule; microtubule plus-end. The transcript is spliced from 8 exons. Bases 46 to 861 code for a protein of 271 amino acids. NCBI's taxonomy places the organism in Eukaryota, Metazoa, Cnidaria, Anthozoa, Malacalcyonacea, Nephtheidae. Gene Ontology annotation, molecular function: microtubule plus-end binding.
UCCAUUUUGGUCCUUCAAAGUAAGACUAGAGUUUUCAAGAGAAGAAUGGCCGUAAAUGUUCAUUUAACUUCGUGUACUUCUGAAAAUUUAAGUCGACAUGACAUGAUAAGUUGGGUGAAUAGCCAGCUUCAAGUAAAUUACACAAAAAUAGAGCAAUUAUGUUCAGGGGCAGCGUAUUGUCAGUUCAUGGACAUGCUGUUUGCGAAUUGUAUGCCUUUAAAAAGAGUUAAAUUCAACACUAACCUGGAACAUGAAUAUAUUCAAAACUGGAAAUUACUUCAAACAUCAUUCAAAAAAGCUUCUGUAGAUAAGAUAAUUCCAAUUGAUAAGCUUGUGAAAGGAAAGUUUCAGGAUAAUUUUGAGUUUGCUCAAUGGUUUAAAAAGUUCUUUGAUGCCAAUUAUGAUCUGGGUAUAGAGUAUGACCCUGUUGCAGCAAGAGGCGGGGUAGUUGUGAAUGCUGGUGGUAAGGCGAGUGGUAUUAGCAGUCGAAAAUCAGGUGGUAGCGUACCAAGUGUUGGGAGUCGUAAACCAGUUGGUGUUGCAUCGCGUGUUUCAAAUACAACGACGACCGUGACAAAAACUACAACACAAAAGACAAGCAACGCUGUCUCGAAUCAAGAACUCAAAGAGCUUAAUGAACAAGUUGCUGAACUCUCUCUAACUGUUGAUGGUUUAGAAAAGGAAAGAGAUUUUUACUUUGGCAAGUUACGAGAUAUUGAAGUGAUUUGCCAAGAGGCUGGUGGCGAAGAGAACCCAACCUUGAAAAAAAUAUUGGAUAUACUUUAUGCAACUGAGGAUGGAUUUGUUCAGCCAGAAGGUGGUGAGGAAGCAGAACCAGAAGAAGAACAGGAAGAAUAUUGAGAUGUUGUUGCUAUAUGAAAAGCUAGAAAGACUAUUGAUAAAACCAUGAUAAUUAGGACUGUCAGGGGAAAUCUUGUUGAUAAUCAGAUGAAAUGUUUAAAUAUGUUGGCAAAUAAUCUUUGACAUGUCUUGAAAAAGAUUAUCCAGUAGGUUUUAUAAGAUGAUGCUUUGUAAUGAAAAAAUCCACUAUUGUAUAAGACAAAAAAACUCAGCUGUAAUUAUAUGUUUGCUAGUUAGUAAAUUUGAAA